Dendronephthya gigantea is the source of this 1753-nucleotide messenger RNA. RefSeq names its product allatostatin-A receptor-like. Gene Ontology annotation, biological process: G protein-coupled receptor signaling pathway. Lineage: Eukaryota; Metazoa; Cnidaria; Anthozoa; Malacalcyonacea; Nephtheidae. Gene Ontology annotation, cellular component: membrane. The record is from RefSeq and is a predicted model, not a curated record. Gene Ontology annotation, molecular function: G protein-coupled receptor activity. The transcript has 5 exons. The coding region runs from base 184 to 1302 and encodes 372 amino acids.
GUUUGUUUCAUUUCGUCAACAAAUUUCCACACGGCGUACAAGGAACACGGAAUUAAAGGAAAGUAUUGUUUCUCAGAGGUGCUGUUUUUGAUAGAAUCACACCGAAAGAUAAGGUUAAAAAGCCGCUACAGACGCUCUUCUGACUGGACGACAUCUGCAAAGUCGAAAGGCAUCUUACUCGCAAUGAACAACACCACCUCCGAACACCUCAACACCGUCUUUCAAAGUGUUUUCCCGACUAAUGGUACGGCAGCGAUGAAUUCAACAAGAAGUAAAGAACCUCUUGAACUAUAUGCAAGUCUUGCAAAUAUAAUCGCAUACUCGAUAGUGUAUGGUGUUGUGUCGAUCAUUGCGUUAGCAGGAAAUAUAAUGGUAUUUAUUGUGAUUAUCGCGAACCGUUCGAUGCACACGGCUACCAACGUCCUUCUCCUCAACCUGUCCUUAUCUGACAUCCUCUUCGUUCUGUUCUCGGUGCCCGGCCUACUUGCCAUUGAAAUUUGCAAUGAUCGCUGGCCGUUUAGUGAACCGAUGGGGAAAAUGACGCAACAAACCACGAUCCUCGUUGCUGCGUCAUCCGUUUUUACCAUGGUGGCGAUUGCCUUCGAGAGAUUUCUGGCGGUUGUUUACCCGCUAAAGCAGAUGGCACGGAAAAAGAAGACAACAAUUGUUGUGACUGUGGUUAUCAUUUGGAUAUGUGCCAUCGCGCUGUCGAUCCCUUUCGCAAUCUACACAGAAAACAUUUCCCUCGUAGUUCCUGUGGAACGCGACGGCAAAAUCGUUAGCGAAGAGAUUGUUCUUUUAAGCACGACUUUUACCAAGGAUCAAAAUAAAGCAUAUGUCACGAUUACAUUUAUAUCCAUCAACGUCAUCCCGAUAAUGCUCUUGGGCUUCCUGUAUGCGCGCAUCGUGUGGAAACUUUGGAACCCGGAUCAACGUCUAACACAAGAAAUCGCAACCCCUUCCAAACACCAGAAACCUAAGCAUUUUGUGGAAAAGACGCGUCGAAAAACUACCAUAAUGUUACUGGCAGUUGUGCUGGUGUUUUUCACCUGCUUUUUCCCGUUCAACAUACUCGGUAUGUUGCUAGCGUAUGGGGACUCAAGAGACUUCAAUUUCGACAUCCUGAGGCAUGUGAAUUCCGUUACUCGCGUUUUCCUCCUCGUCAACAGCGCCUCCAAUCCUAUAAUCUACAACUUCCUUAGCGAGAAAUUUCGUAAAGGAUUUCGAAGCAUCUUCACAUGUCGUUGGCAUGCACUACGUCGUGUCUCUCCUUCUGGGGUAACCGAGACUGUUUUGACGUAAGCAAGCCUGUCAGAGGAAGCACCUAGGUGGGUGGGUAUUUAGGUGGGGAAGGAAAUAGGAAGAGGGUGAAUGAAAGUGCAAAGUACUUGAGGAUUUGAGGUAUUCCAAGAGAAUGAAAAAUGUAGAUAAUUAUUUAAGUCCCAUCAAUUCCUGUUUGCAUGGUUUACUCGCACGCUACGAGCGGUUUCGUAUAAAUAAAUGCUUCACAUUGAUUCCCGGAAAAAUUUACGACAGCAAGACAAAUAUUAGUACGCAAAGGAUUUUUAAAAAUGAACUGCUCUGAAUUUUUUGCGGAACUAAGCAAACUUUAGGAAGAACGAAUUAGGAUGUAUACUUUUUCGGUACGUAUGCUUGCAUGACUUGUGAGAUUAUAGACGUUUAUAUAGCUACUACUCUGUUAAUUAUAGUGUACAUUUCUAGGAACGAGAUACGAAAUAUUGAUUGUCAAUAU